ACGCCUUCUUUGGUGCUUCAAAAACCUCACUUCCUGUGAAACCCCUCUCCACUCCACCCAUUUUCGCUUUUCCGGGCGUGGUCAAGUUCCCCGCAAUGGAGUCCGAGGCUUUUGAGGAUAUGCAGAAGGGCGGCGGCAGCCUUCGCGCUGUCAAGGACUUGACGGCCGGUGCUGCUGGCGGCAUCGCUCAGGUGCUCAUUGGUCAACCUUUCGAUAUCGUCAAGGUCCGCCUGCAGACAACCACGCAGUACGCCAGUGCGCUUGACUGCGCCACCAAGAUCCUGAAGAACGAGGGUCCCACGGCCUUCUACAAGGGCACCCUGACGCCUCUGAUCGGUAUCGGAGCCUGCGUGAGCGUCCAAUUCGGCGCGUUCCACGAAGCCCGGCGGCGGCUGGAGGCGCUCAACCAGAAGAAAUACGCGGACCCGACGCUCUCGUACACGCAGUACUACCUGGCGGGCGGGUUCGCGGGGAUCACGAACUCGUUCCUGUCGGGGCCGAUCGAGCACAUCCGCAUCCGGCUGCAGACGCAGCCGCACGGGGCCGGCAGGCUGUACCAGGGGCCGAUCGACUGCAUCCGCAAGCUGUGCAGCCAGGGCGGCGUGCUCAGGGGUCUCUACCGGGGCCAGAACGUGACCUACCUCCGCGAGAUUCAGGCCUACGGCACCUGGUUUCUGGCCUUCGAGUACCUGAUGAACGCGGACGCCCGCCGCAACGGCGUCCGCCGCGAGGAGAUCUCCAGCCUCAAGGUCGCCACCUACGGCGGCCUCGCCGGCGAGGUCCUCUGGCUCAGCAGCUACCCCUUCGACGUCGUCAAGAGCAAGAUGCAGUGCGACGGCUUCGGCCCCGCCCAGCAGUUCCGGAGCAUGACCGACUGCUUCCGGAAGACCUAUGCCGCCGAGGGGCUGGCCGGCUUCUGGAAGGGCAUCGGCCCCACGUUGCUCAGGGCCAUGCCCGUCUCCGCGGGGACUUUUGCCGUUGUCGAGCUUACGAUGAGAGCCUUGGGAUGAGGUAUAGGAUAUAUACUGAAAAUAAAAAAAAUCAACAGCUCAAUUCGAAAUACCCUGCCUGCAUUUUUGUUGUCAUCUUAUCGUUCUCCUGAUAUUCAUCCAGUACUUGUUUUCCAACAGCAAGGAAAAGGGGGGUGGGCACAAGUGGCAUUUUCUUUUAGACUGGAUCUUGGAAAUCGUUGUU
Messenger RNA from Aspergillus japonicus CBS 114.51, 1194 nucleotides. Its product is annotated as putative mitochondrial carrier protein (Ymc1). Bases 96 to 1010 code for a protein of 304 amino acids. The record is from RefSeq and is a predicted model, not a curated record. The transcript is spliced from 5 exons. Gene Ontology annotation, molecular function: L-ornithine transmembrane transporter activity. Gene Ontology annotation, biological process: mitochondrial L-ornithine transmembrane transport. Lineage: Eukaryota; Fungi; Ascomycota; Eurotiomycetes; Eurotiales; Aspergillaceae.